AGCUCCUCUGUUCCAAGAAUUCAUGGCGAAGAGCGGCAACGGGAAGCUGAGCAAGCUCAGGUGCAUCAUCAAGCGAUGGAAUUCCUGCAGCCGCCUCACCCCCGCCGGGCCCUCCUUAGGCGGAGGCACCUCCUCGAGCUUCGAGUCACCGGCGGCGGCGCCGACGUGGCGCUCUGCCUCAUUCAGCGGCGGCGACGAGGUCCCUGCCGGGCUCCACCCUGUCUACGUAGGAAAGUCCCACCGCCGGUACCUCGUCAGCGAGGAGCUCCUUAUCCACCCGCUCUUCCGAGUCCUCGCCGACCGCUCCGGCGGCACCGGCGGCACCGUGGUGGGCUGCGAGGUGGUGCUGUUCGAACACCUUCUGUGGAUGCUGGAGAACGCAGAUCCGAAGCCAUCUCUGGAUGAGUUGGUCGAAUUCUACGCCGGCGACUAGAGGCGGCGUUGGAGCUACCGACACCGACCGGCGAUCGAGUAGUGGAGUAGAAAAGUAGCUAGAUAUGUGAGUAGGAAUGAACUCUUGAUUCAAAGUUGGUGUAAUUUCCUUUUGUU
Zingiber officinale is the source of this 549-nucleotide messenger RNA. Its product is annotated as auxin-responsive protein SAUR76-like. The transcript has a single exon. The record is from RefSeq and is a predicted model, not a curated record. The coding region runs from base 23 to 433 and encodes 136 amino acids. Gene Ontology annotation, biological process: response to auxin. NCBI's taxonomy places the organism in Eukaryota, Viridiplantae, Streptophyta, Magnoliopsida, Zingiberales, Zingiberaceae.